AAAUAUAUUUUUUAAAGUGACUUGGACCAUUCUUCAUUUUUUGGUCAUUGAUUUUCUAUAACAGGCACAAAAGAAAAAAAAAUUGAAACCUUUUAACCCUGAAUAACCAUCAAGAAUCCAGCUUUUGCUAUUCUCUUUCUGAAGAUUCUGUUUACUGGUAUAAACCUCCUUGAAUCCAUGGGGAAUGGAGAAUCAAACUUUGAUUAUCCUCGUGAUGAUAUUUCGCAACAACCCACUUAUUAUUCAGGAAGUUCAAUGGAUGAUUACUAUCAUCAAGGGGAGCAACCACAGCAAACCACUUCUAGUGCAGGAAGUUCAAUUGAUCAUCAUUAUCAACACAGGCAUGAACAACCUGCUUCUUUUUCAGGAAGUUCCAUGGAUAAUAAUUAUCAACACAGCAAGCAUCCAACGUAUAUAGCUGACAAUUUCAAUUCUCUAGAUCAGGUUAUUUCUGCAUUAAGAGAUGCUGGUCUUGAAUCUUCAAAUUUAAUUCUUGGUAUUGAUUUCACAAAGAGUAAUGAGUGGACAGGCAGGCAUUCAUUUCAUCGUAAAAGCCUCCAUGCGAUUGGGAGCACACCAAACCCCUAUGAACAAGCAAUCUCUAUCAUUGGCCGUACUUUGUCACCUUUCGAUGAAGAUAAUUUAAUACCUUGUUUUGGAUUCGGAGAUGCAACAACACAUGAUAAAUAUGUUUUCAGCUUUUAUCCGGAUCAUCGACAGUGUCAUGGUUUUGAGGAAGCUCUUGCCCGAUAUAGAGAGAUUGUUCCAUAUUUAAAGCUGUCAGGUCCAACUGCAUUUGCUCCAAUUAUUGAUGCAGCAAUUGACAUUGUAGAAAACAGCAGUGGACAGUACCAUGUCCUUGUUAUCAUUGCUGAUGGGCAGGUUACUAGGAGUCCUGAUACUCCACUUGGGAGCUACAGUCCGCAAGAGCAAGCAACUGUGAACUCCAUUGUUGCUGCUAGCCAAUAUCCUCUCUCAAUAAUUUUGAUUGGAGUUGGGGAUGGACCAUGGGAUGCAAUGCAGCAAUUUGAUGAUAACAUUCCUCAACGUGCGUUUGAUAACUUCCAGUUUGUUAACUUUACUAAAAUCAUGUCUGAGAACACACAAACAUCAAAGAAAGAAGCAGCCUUCGCACUUGCUGCCUUAAUGGAAAUUCCAUUCCAAUACAGAGCGACUCAAAGGCUUCAUUACAUCAAAGAAUCAAGUCUCGCUCAAAUGAGGUCCCAUCCUCGUACAAGGCCACUUCCUCCUCCACGUGAAGUCGUUGAUCAUGAUAAUGCAGUUAAAUCAAUCCCAACCAUGAGAACAUUUGAUGCAGCUGAACCUACAGCUCCAGUAGAACCUGUGUGCCCCAUUUGCUUGACAAACCCAAAAGACAUGGCAUUUGGAUGCGGUCAUAUGACUUGCAAGGAUUGUGCUGCAACCAUUUCGACUUGUCCUUUGUGCCGAGAGCCUAUAACGACACGCCUAAGACUAUACACUUGAGGCACGAAGAUGCUCUUGCUUGUUGAUUAGGGAAGAAUAAAGAGAAGUGAUGGCAUUGGUUCAUGAAACCAUGUAUUAUUACCAGUUCAUUAGGUUUAUUGAGAGGUAUAAGAUGCUUUGUGUAAUAAUUUUAUUUUUAUUUUUUUUGGCAGAAUGGCAAUCAGCCAUAAAUUGUAUAUAAGUUUUCUUGUGGGUUUUGUUUCAAUAAAUUCUUUAUGAUGUAAUAUGUACUCCCAAGUAUCAUCAAGACCGAUCAUUUUUACACUGCCAAAUAAUUUGGAACUUUUUAAGA
Molecule: messenger RNA, 1777 nt
Organism: Manihot esculenta (cassava)
Lineage: Eukaryota; Viridiplantae; Streptophyta; Magnoliopsida; Malpighiales; Euphorbiaceae
Product: E3 ubiquitin-protein ligase RGLG3
Exons: 12
Coding region: 178-1485 (435 amino acids)
Source: RefSeq, a predicted model, not a curated record